AGCUGCCAAGAGUCAAAAUCCACACACCAAAUAUGCACAUUUCAGAAGUAUAUAUACACACAUGCAGGCUAAAUGUGCAUACACAGGCACUGGUACAAUUCUGCACAGACAGAAGUAUACAUACACAGAGACAGAACUAUAUUUACACAGACAUUUCAAAUAGAAGUUUAUUUACACAAAGACAUGAGUAAAUUUAAAACAUUUUAAACACAGACACGACUAUAUACACAUCACAAACACAUAGACAAUAGUAUACACUGCACACAAACACUACAAAUACAGAGAAUUGUCUGUGAAGAACAAACAUUUAUUUACGUUUAAAGCUAAGCUAAUGAAAUCAAAUACAUAAACGAUCUAACAUCAACACACACUCAUACGAAGCUCAGGGAUGUCGUCCAAGGCGGCCGCCGCCGCUUCUCCGUCAUCUUCAGUCGCCGGAAUUUCUCCUCCAGCUCGAGAAGCAUCAACCUUUUGCUCCAAUUCAGCCCAAAAUUCGUCUGUUGUAAUGAUCGUUUCCUUUACAAAGCCACCAAAAUGCAUUGAUUUUGAGGAGAGGAGGUGCUGGCGUCGAUGUGCUGCGGGAAGAAGAAAGAAACGAUGAAGGGGGAGAGAGGAGAGAGGCUGGGGUUGCAAUUUCACGUGAAGGAGGAAAGGGGUAAAAAAUGGUAAUUUUGGGGCCUAUUUAUAGUGCGUAGGUGUGUGUAUGAGUUUUGUAUACCCCAAGCCCAAUUGUAUUUGCCGAACACCCCUUUUAUCUGGUCAGAGCAAAUCCGGUACGGGAUCAAAUAAUUCAGGGAAUUCCGGUACCUCUUGGACCGGGGUUUAUUAGUACUGAGUGACAUUCAACCACCAGUCAACACUUUUCGUCACUCCGUUCCUACAAUCCAACCUCCAAUUUCUCCCACUAUAUCUCAUCAGGAAAAACAGUCGCAUUGUGCGUUUCAGAAUCCAUGGCGGCGGCGGCGGCGGCGGAAGGAAAAGGAGUGAAGGUCCCGAGAAUGAAGCUGGGUUCGCAGGGGCUGGAAGUGUCGGCGCAAGGCCUGGGCUGCAUGGGAAUGUCCGCCUUCUACGGCCCGCCCAAGCCGGACGCCGAUAUGAUCAGCCUCAUCCACCACGCCGUCAACUCCGGCGUCACCUUCCUCGAUACCUCCGACAUGUAUGGCCCCCACACUAACGAGAUCCUUCUUGGGAAGCUUUUACCAAGGUUUCAAGCUGAAAAUCUUGCACACAACAAGAAGUUGUAUGAAAGGAUUGUAGAAAUAGCUGCAAAGAAAGGAUGUACUCCUUCACAACUAGCAUUAGCCUGGGUGCACCACCAAGGAAAUGAUGUAUGCUCAAUUCCUGGUACCACUAAGAUUGAGAACUUUAACCAGAAUAUUGGUGCAUUGACUGUGAAGCUGACAGCAGAAGACAUGGCCGAGCUUGAAAAAUUUGCUUCUGCUGAUUUGGUCAAGGGCGAUAGAUAUACACCUGAUAUGGCAACAUGGAAACGAUCUGAUACUCCGCCCUUGUCUACAUGGAAAGCUGCCUAAUGCUUUCGUGUAGUGGUCUCUACUCUAUCCGCAUAUUAGUGUAUGGGAGUGAGUUGUAACCUGUCUUGAGUGGUUUCUUUUGAGAAUAAGCACCUUAUAAGGGCAGAGUAGAUGUGUUUAUUUUCAUCUCUUUUAUUUUCUAAUGAACUACUACUUCAGCUGUUUGCUUUUUCCAAGCUUAUUUUUAUCAUAAGCUAAAAUAUGGUUGUUGUAGCCAUGAUAUUUCUGGAAAGAAUAUCACAUUAUAUGGCGUCAUACUGUAGUCGUGGUUCCAGCCAACCCUUACGGCUGGCCUGUUUGGAUGGAGUGUUAGAAGGGGUUAGUAAUGAAAGUGUUAAAGAGUGUUGGC
Cuscuta epithymum is the source of this 1881-nucleotide messenger RNA. Lineage: Eukaryota; Viridiplantae; Streptophyta; Magnoliopsida; Solanales; Convolvulaceae. The record is from the annotation of a GenBank genome assembly.